GCUACAAAAAUCUCAGAAGACAGAGAGAUCUUUCUUCAUUCCAUCAAAUUCUUUCGAAAAAAAUCCUCAAUUCAUUCUCAAAACCCUGAAUCCUCCUCAUCUCUCAUAAAAAGGAAAGCUUUAAAUGGAUGCAGAGUCUCUUUCCGAGGAAAGCUUGAAGCUUGAGCUCGACGAUCUGCAGAAACAGCUAAACAAAAAGCUGAGAUUCGAGGCAUCCGUUCGUUCUAUCCAUUCUCUCCUCCGUGAUCGCUACACUUCCUCCUCUCCUUCUCUGCGCAAACAGUUCUAUACGGUUGUGUCUCGUGUGGCGACGGUUCUCAAGACGAGAUACACAGCUACUGGGUUUUGGGUUGCGGGGCUGAGCCUUUUCGAGGAAGCUGAGCGGCUUGUCUCUGAUGCUUCUGAGAAGAAGCACUUGAAAUCUUGCAUCGAACAAGCGAAGGAGCAGCUAACCGAAGUAGAUGUUCAGCCGACCGAGAGCUCACAAGGCUAUCUUUUCGAGGGACAUUUGACGGUUGAUCGUGAGCCGCCGCAGCCUCAGUGGCUGGUGCAGCAGAAUCUCAUGUCUGCUUUCUCUUCGAUCGUUGCCGGUGAAUCCUCUAAUGCUGAUGCUGUUGGAAACGUUCUUGGGGAAACGGCUAACUUGAUGCAGGAGCUCAUCAAUGGUCUUGACAGUAUCAUUCCAGAGAUACUAGAAGAUGGUGGACCACCGAGAGCUCCACCAGCGAGUAAAGAAGUUGUGGAGAAACUUCCAGUGAUUGUUUUCAGUGAGGAAAUGCUUAAAAAGUUGGGAGCAGAGGUGGAAUGUUGCAUCUGCAAAGAGAAUCUGGUUGUCGGCGACAAAAUGCAGGAACUGCCAUGCAAGCAUACGUUCCACCCUCCUUGCUUAAAGCCUUGGCUGGACGAGCAUAACUCUUGCCCUAUAUGCCGCCAUGAGUUACCGACAGAUGAUCAGAAGUACGAGAGCUGGAAAGAGAGGGAGAAAGAGGCCGAGGAAGAGAGGAAAGGCGCAGAGAAUGCUGUCCGUGGAGGUGAAUAUAUGUACGUUUAGAAUAUGUAGUGACACAGUCACAUGUCGGUCAUUCACAGUCACAUGUUGGUCAUUCAAAGUUUCGUAGAUUUGCUGUCCGUGUGUAUUUUACUAUUUUUUAAGUGGGCUCAUUCUUACCAAACUUCAUUCCUCAUAAUGAUUUAUUUCCAAGCAUGUUUUUA
Molecule: messenger RNA, 1212 nt
Organism: Brassica oleracea var. oleracea
Lineage: Eukaryota; Viridiplantae; Streptophyta; Magnoliopsida; Brassicales; Brassicaceae
Product: E3 ubiquitin-protein ligase AIP2
Exons: 4
Coding region: 125-1051 (308 amino acids)
Biological process (GO): protein ubiquitination
Cellular component (GO): cytoplasm
Molecular function (GO): ubiquitin protein ligase activity
Source: RefSeq, a predicted model, not a curated record